AUGACCCUUCUGCUGAGAGCAAUGACUUCCACCACUGUGAAUGGCGGCGCAGCACCAGUUUUACGCUGGCUGGGUAGUUUACCCAAAGGAAAGCAGGCAGACACGUCAUCUCAUCCUCCUUCUCCGAGCCUCGUUUCCCUCAAUGAAGCUCUUCAUGAACCACUUGACCUUCCCAAACCUCCUCCUCGAACACACCACUUUGGCUCAAGAAAUCUUUCUCGAUACCCUCCGUACAUCGACAAUUUAACUCGUUCUACCCUUCCCACCGCUUCAUUAACCGCGACAUAUCAAUCUUCUUCAAGACCUCCUUCUCCUUCUUUACCUGCAUCGUUACAUUCCUCUAUCCAACCUACACAUUCAGCUCCGACUCGAAGCUCACUUGACACCCUUCUUUCUGUCUCCAGACGGGACGGCUCUAUCCGCACUCGUUCGAGUCAUAUCAGGUCAUCGUCAACUUCAACAGCAUCGAUAUCCUCUGACAAUGAACAAUCCAAGUCCAAUGUCAGUUGGUGGUGGUUUCAGUCAGGAAAUAAGGCCAACGUCGAUGAUCUUCUGGAUGAAUCAGAUAGGGCAGGCACAGUUCAAGAGGAACAAGCCCACAUAAAGAAACAUUAUCGCUCACCCCGAAAUCCGGUCGUAUUCUGCCAUGGACUGCUCGGCUUUGACUCUGUCACCAUUGGACCAUCUAUUGCACCACUUGAAGUGACACAUUGGAGAGGUAUCAAGGAGGUUCUGGAAGCCAAUGGAGCUGAAGUUCUCAUUACCCGUGUACCUGCGACUAGCAGCCCGGUUGAAAGAGCGAAAGUUCUCGAAGCCAGGAUAUCGGAAGUUUAUCCAGGACGCAGUGUCCAUCUAAUCGGCCACAGUAUGGGAGGCCUUGACUGCCGUUACCUCACAACUCACUUUACACAACGCAAAUUCCAAGUGCUUUCGGUGACUACCAUUGCUACACCCCACCGAGGUUCCUCUUUCGCCGACCACUUCCUGUCUACGUUAGGCAAGGAACGCAUGUCAUCUUUUGUUCAGUUGCUUGAUCUCUUACCGAACGGCGGGGGCGAUGGAACAGCUUUUAAAUGUUUAACCGUUGAAAGUAUGCACAAGUUCAAUGAAGAGGUUCCGGACGUGGAGGGAGUCAAAUACUUUAGUUGGGGAGCCAUUUACGAGCCUGGCUUUGUUGAUACAUGGAAAUGGCCGCACUCUGUGAUUCUCGAAAAAGAAGGGCCUAACGAUGGACUGGUUUCGGUCGAGUCUGCUAAAUGGGGUACAUAUCUUGGCACACUGGAAGGUGUCAACCAUCUUGACCUCGUUGGAUGGAUAAACACGGCGCGAUAUAAAUGGGCAGAGCUUACGGGUAGAGAAAUCAAAUUCAGACCGGCGACUUUCUACCUCGGAGUAGCCGAUAUGCUUGCAAAGGCCGUCGAGGGUCAGACUGAAAUAGAGGACGAUGAACCACAGGAUACUAUCAAGGCAGGGAGAGGUGCCGAUGUUCGUCCUCCUACGCCUACAGAUUCACAGUGUACGGCUACCAAACCAAAUACGAACCAUGAAGACACUCGGACUGAUGUAUCUCAUCCAAACUUAGGACCGACCAGGAUGAUGUUCGCGGGUGACGGAGGGAAGAUGAUCAACCAUACCAUGGAGGCCCUUCCUCCUCUACCUAAUGAUCGAAACAAUACACGGCGUUGUUGA
Marasmius oreades (fairy-ring Marasmius) is the source of this 1689-nucleotide messenger RNA. RefSeq lists its product as uncharacterized. The transcript has 4 exons. NCBI's taxonomy places the organism in Eukaryota, Fungi, Basidiomycota, Agaricomycetes, Agaricales, Marasmiaceae. The record is from RefSeq and is a predicted model, not a curated record. The coding region runs from base 1 to 1689 and encodes 562 amino acids. Gene Ontology annotation, molecular function: triacylglycerol lipase activity.